Molecule: messenger RNA, 528 nt
Organism: Lepus europaeus (European hare)
Lineage: Eukaryota; Metazoa; Chordata; Mammalia; Lagomorpha; Leporidae
Product: mitochondrial import inner membrane translocase subunit TIM14-like
Exons: 3
Coding region: 1-528 (175 amino acids)
Biological process (GO): protein import into mitochondrial matrix
Cellular component (GO): PAM complex, Tim23 associated import motor
Molecular function (GO): ATPase activator activity
Source: RefSeq, a predicted model, not a curated record
AUGUUGCUCUCGCCCGCUCUCCAGCAGUCCGACGAGCUGGACCCCGAGCCCGCCGUCCCGGCCUCUCCGGAGUGGGGUAGCAAGCUACUUUGCAAGUGUCAGAUGGUGUGGACAAGAUCCAACAUGGAGCUGCAUCAAAGAGGCAGGCAGCGCAGAGCCGGCCAGCAGGCCAGAGCACAGGAAAGCCCAGAAGCCGUGGCCAGUACAGUAGCGGUCGGAUUGACCAUUGCUGCUGCAGGAUUUGCAGGCCGUUAUGUGUUGCAAGCUAUGAAGCAUAUGGAGCCAGGUCUUCAAAGUCUCCCGAAAUCGGCCUUCAGUGGCGGCGAACACAGAGGGGGGUUUGAACCCAAAACGACAAAACGAGCAGCAUUAAUACCAGGUGUAAGCCCUACUGCCAACAAAGGAAAAAUAAGAGAUGCACAUCGAGGAAUUAUGCUUUUAAAUCACCCAGACAAGGGAGGAUCUCCUAAUACAGCAGCCAAAAUCAGGGAAGCUAAAGAUUUACUAGAAGGUCAAGCUAAAACAUGA